This is a messenger RNA of Punica granatum (pomegranate), 1197 nucleotides long. Lineage: Eukaryota; Viridiplantae; Streptophyta; Magnoliopsida; Myrtales; Lythraceae. The record is from RefSeq and is a predicted model, not a curated record.
GCUUUGCCCCCAACAAACGACAUAGCCCUUUCUCAAAUAAAAACCCGAACUUCGAUUAGUAUUAGUGUUUGAUUUCUGCUUACAUACUUUGCGGAGAUUCCCCAAAAAUAUGGAAAUCCCAAACAUUCCUGGGUUAGAUUUUCACCCAACGGAUGACGAACUUCUUACAUAUUACUUAAAGCAGAGGAUUCUCAACCACUUUCAGGAUCCAACUCGAUCGGCUAACGCUCAUACAGUUCCUGAUAUUGAGCUUUACACCAUGCAUCCUAAAGAGCUGCCCCGCCAAUUCAAGAGGCUUGCGAAGAUAAAGUCUAAUGGAAGGGAAUGGGUCUUCUUCUGCGCACGCAAAGGGAAGUAUCGCAACAGCAGUCGUGCCGAGAGAACCGUUCCAAACAUCGGUUACUGGAAAGUAACCAGUAAACUCAAGAAAGUGAAAAGUGAAACUACCGGCAAUGAAAUAGGUAGUAAGAACAUAUUAACCUUUUACGAGCGAUCUCCUUCCAAUGGGGCGAAGACUAAUUGGAUCCUGCACGAGUAUCACCUAAAUGCGUCUUCUCUUGGCUACAAUGUCAGUGAGAUGCCCUUCGUUGUUUGCCGCUUGUAUAAUAAAAGCGGAAAUUGCGAUGAAUCGACUUGUCAUGGAGACGAAUCGACCAACUGUGCCGCUGCAGCCACAUCCGAAACUCAUGCAACUGGUUAUCAGUUUACUUCGCCUGAGCUUGUAUCGGAGGAAGAAAUUUGGCAAUCGCUCCCCCAAAUUCAGCAACUGCCUUGCAACUUAUCGAACUACGGUAACUACACCGGCAGAGCAGAAGAAGAUCUUUACACCGAUGAAGCCGGUUCAUCUUCGGGUGGAUACUACACUGGCGGCAGCUCCAGCAAUUGUUACUAUCCAUCUAACGAUGAAACAAGCUAUUAUCAACCGUGCCAUGGUGGCUGGGGCUCGCAUUACUAUUAGCGGGGAUGAACGAUUAUCUUAUAUUCAGUAUAACUUUUAUGCUAAGUGUGGGCCAUCCAAGCCACUAUGUUGCUCAACCCUAUGGAACCGAUAACAUAAACGUAUCUUAGUACUAUUGUGUUUGGCACUAUAUGUCGCGAUGAUUUACACGCGUGUUUUAGGGCUAGUGCUUGUGAAAAUCUGGCCUAUGAUUUUAUGUAUAUCUUAUGUGUUUGAAUAUACUAUAUGUUGAAUUAUCA